Messenger RNA from Mus pahari (shrew mouse), 1286 nucleotides. It is a transcript of the gene Hexim2, whose product is annotated as HEXIM P-TEFb complex subunit 2. NCBI's taxonomy places the organism in Eukaryota, Metazoa, Chordata, Mammalia, Rodentia, Muridae. Gene Ontology annotation, cellular component: cytoplasm; nucleus; nucleoplasm. The record is from RefSeq and is a predicted model, not a curated record. The transcript is spliced from 3 exons. Gene Ontology annotation, biological process: negative regulation of transcription by RNA polymerase II; negative regulation of cyclin-dependent protein serine/threonine kinase activity. Gene Ontology annotation, molecular function: 7SK snRNA binding; cyclin-dependent protein serine/threonine kinase inhibitor activity. Bases 145 to 1086 code for a protein of 313 amino acids.
CAUCAAGAGGUAGGGCAGAGGCGUUGAGAUUCUCAUGGACAGGCGGUCGCACAGAAAGACACACAGAGGUAGUGGUGUACACUAAGCCCUUGACAGCAAAUAGGUGACAGUGGUUAAAGACAUCAUCUGCUGAAAGAGUAGAAGAUGGCCACUCUGAACCACACCAACUGUAGCACGGCGUCACCAGCUGCUCUGGAGGAGGCCAAGACUUCCGGUGGUCUUCGGAGCCCCCAGAUAGCCCAUGAGCCUCAUGACUUCGGUGGUUCUCAGCUUCUGCCAUUGGGACGGGAGAUCCAGUCAGAGGAGGAAGGGACUGCCCCAGCUGGCGAUGGCUCAAGUUGUAACAUCAGGGGUUCUCGAACCCAGAGCCCAGGGGGCUGUUCAGUGGAGGCGGUGCUGGCCCGAAAGAAGCACCGUAGGCGGCCAUCGAAGCGCAAGCGGCACUGGCGGCCAUACUUGGAGCUGAGCUGGGCCGAGAAGCAACAGCGAGAUGAGAGGCAGAGCCAGCGGGCCUCUCGGGUCCGCGAGGAGAUGUUCGCCAAAGGCCAGCCCCUGGCGCCCUACAACACCACCCAGUUCCUCAUGAAUGACCGUGACCUGGAGGAGCCUGACCUCGAUGUGCUCCACGGGCCCUCCCACGCAGGCUCCGGUGGCGAGAAUGAAGCAGGGGACAGUGAUGGGCAAGGCCGAGCCCAUGGGGAAUUUCAGCAGAGGGACUUCUCCGAGGCCUAUGAGCGGUACCACACUGAGAGCCUUCAGGGCCGCAGCAAGCAGGAGCUGGUGCGAGACUACCUGGAUCUAGAGAGGCGUCUGUCACAGGCUGAGCAGGAAACUCGGAGGCUCCGGCAGCUGCAGGGGUGCCCCAGCAGGCAACCCUGUCAACAGGUGGAAGAGCUGGCUGCUGAGGUGGACAGACUCAGAACUGAAAACCGGCGGCUUCGUCAGGAGAACGAGAUGUGGAACCGAGAGGGCAGCUGCUGUGACCUGGAGAAGCCAGCCGCAGAAGGGACCCCUUGGCCCAAGGAUGAGGCCCCAUCUCAGACCCACACAGGCCAGCUGGGUCACAGGGAGGCAGGUGACAGAUGAAAGCUACUCCCAGCAUUCCCUGUCUCCACUGAGAACUGCUAAGACAAGGUCAGAGUUCCCCCCUGCCAUUCUCAUGGUUGGCUCUUUAAUGUCAUCUAACUUUUUACAGAGCGAUUAAACAACCUUGUGAGAUCCAGUGAGAGUGGCUAGAAUUGAUUUUAUCAGGGUUCUUCUUGAGUUCAACCUUCUUUUUUUAUUUU